This is a messenger RNA of Mercenaria mercenaria, 3330 nucleotides long. RefSeq lists its product as uncharacterized. The transcript is spliced from 17 exons. Lineage: Eukaryota; Metazoa; Mollusca; Bivalvia; Venerida; Veneridae. Gene Ontology annotation, biological process: signal transduction. Bases 429 to 2387 code for a protein of 652 amino acids. The record is from RefSeq and is a predicted model, not a curated record.
UUCACUAGAAACCAAUAACAAACUAAUUAACCGAGAUUUGAUUAGCAAAUUUCUGGUUAAUAACAAAUAAAGCAAAAACUGUUGAAUAAAGUUUUAUAGUGCACAAACAUUCUGCCAAUUUUUCGCUAACGAAUUGCCAAUAAAAAAGGGCUUUCAGACAGUUGCAAAAUUGCAAGGAGCAGAAAAGAGUUUAAAAAAAUCAACACCAGGGACAGAAACAACUGCAAGAUCAUUGUUAGCAGUAGUGAUAUUUCAAACACUAGCCUCAUUGUAAAUGUCAGAAUAACAGAACAGACAGUGACUACCUUUAAAAAAGAGAUAUUGUAAUCAGCAAGAACAGAAGGCAGUUGACACACUGACAUGGGUUUGCAGCAAUUUCUUAAUUAUCCACGGAUGGCCCUUUAAGUUUAACAGAUACAUUUGCCCCAAUGGACCGCGGCCAGAACGAAAAUCAUAAUCUCUCGCAGUCGGCGGGACGGCUGUCGGACAGCACCAGUUCCCUGAACAACCGAAUGGCUCCAGCAAAGUCCCCAUCCAGACAAAACACACUGCAAAAACAGACGUCGGUUCAGUCAAAUCAGUCUGAAAUAAAUGGCGAAAAAAGGAACGAUCCUCAUGGUAUCAAGUUUGAAAGGCUGAAAAAUCUUGAGGAAGAUGAAUUGAUGGCAAAGAUCAAGGAGAUCAUUGGUCACCUAGAGAAACUUGAAGACUAUCACCGUGGUGACGGGAUGCGUAUACAGAAAAUGCUCGGUGAUAUGUACUGGGAUUACACACAUCUACGAGAGAUGAUAGCGGACUGUAUGGCUGAAAAUGGUUAUGCAGUUGUAUCGAUGAAGAUGUUAAAAACCCUCAACAGUAUAGGUAUCUUCAAGAACGACGAUGUCUGGUUCCCAACAUAUUAUACAUAUAACACUAUGUGGAACUUCUCAGAUGCAAGCAGCAACCUGGCUCGGACUCUGUCGGAGAAUGAUGCAGUGCGAUUGCUAACAUUAAACUGCGGACACAAACCCUACAUUAAUGCCUUACAUAGUAAAAAUGUGUUUUAUGUUAUCAAAGCGUCCCUGAGUAUCCUGCACAACAUGGCCAGGAAUUCUGGGAUGAAACAUUUGUUUGAUGAAAACAAGACGUCCGAGACUAUAAUGCCUUUCAUGGACUCGGAGGACGAGAUGUUGAAAAUACUAGCCACACUAACUAUAGCAAAUAUUGUAGACGAAGAGGAAAACAAAACAGUCAUUGCAGAAACAGGGACUAUACACUGUAUGGUGAGUUGGAUUGAGAAAGCCAUAAGUUUACCAAGACGGCGAUUUAAGGGCUUCACACCGCAGGAGCUGACGGAGGGUCUCAAUAAAUUGGCUGUGAACGACAGUAACAAAAUGAGGAUUGUAGAAGAAAGUGCUCUGCCACUCUUUUUGUUGAUGUUACAACAUGACGAUGUACGUGAACAAAGUUCUGCUGGCAGGAUUAUCUGGACACUAUCUUUUGACAAAGAUGUACGACAAAAAUUGUUAGAAAACUCUGAUCUCAUUGCAACACUGGAAAAACUCACGGAAAGUACUAAUAAAAGUGUGCAGCAAAAUGCUAACGGAGCAUUGUGGAUAAUCAAGGGAGAGAAUGACAUAUCAAGAGAAAGUAAGCCAAAAGGAACUCCAACAAAAUCACACGUAUUCCUCAGUUACUCAUGGUCAGAUAAAGACACAGUAUUACAGAUCAGGGAUAAAUUACGGGCAGAAGGAUAUGCUAUAUGGAUUGAUAUUGAGAAAGGAUCCAGUGCUUCCCUGGAAGGGAUGGCAAACGCUAUAGAAAACUCCGCUGUAGUGCUCAUCUGUAUGUCCGAGAAGUAUAAACAGAAUCCAAACUGUAGGACAGAGUCAGAAUAUACAUUCCAACUGAAGAAAGACUACAUUCCACUCAUGUUACAGAAAAAAUACCGGCCUGACGGAUGGUUAGGGUUUAUAUUAGGGGCCAAAUUAUACUUCGACUUUAGCGGGAAAUAUCCGUUUGAUAAGUCUUUGACUGGACUUUUGAAGGAGUUAAGGGGUCGGGGACAAGUGACCCCUAAUACAACACCUGUAGGAAGUAAUGAAACGAGUGAUGGUGCCAUGGUAACAUCUCAAUCUCUGACCUCAUAUGCCAGUCCUGGGACCCCAGUGCCUUCCAAUUCCGUCUUAAUGUCGAUGGGCCAGGAGGAAUUAGUGAAAUGGCUUCGAGUUGUCAAACUUACAGAAUGUAUACCUGCCUUCCUUGAAUUUGAUGGAAAACUACUCAUGCAGCUUAAACAGAUGAGGACAGAGGCCCCAGAAUUCUUCUAUCAGUGUUUAGAGAAAAGACUGAACAUGUCGCUGAUUGAAAUACUCAAGUUUACUCGUGCACUUGAAGAACUUCAUUAGCACGGGAAAAUGGACAUAGUUCAACUAUAAACUUACUACUCAACUGUGGAGAGUGUUGCAGAGAAAUUGUUGAAAUAUUUUUAUUGGGAAUAUAGAAUACAGUAAUUUGUCUCUUUGGCACGCAACAGGAUUAACUACAAUGACAUUAAGAAGUAGUUUUUUUUUCUGCUGAAAUGACAAAUCAGUGUUUUUCAGCAGGUGUUUGAUAAGGUAAUAUGAAUUACUGAAAAGAAAUGGAGAAAAAUGAGACUUUAUGAUAGGGGAGAUAACUCAUAUUUGAAGAAUGCCCAGAAGGACCCUAGUCUUACAGCAAAUGGACCAGGACAAAGGGUUUUAAAAAGCUAAUGAAUAUAGUCCAGUUUGCAAAUAGCAGUUUUUUAUUUAAAGGGGCUUGCAUCAAGAUUUACGUUAUUUUUGUUUCAAAUUUUACAGAAGUGACUGUAAAUAAAAUCCUAAAACUAAUCUUUAUACAGUCAAGACUUCUGCUGAAGACCACCUCCCAGUAACAGUCACUGCUUUGAAACAAUGUGGCCUUUAUAAACAGGUUUCAUAGCAGUGACUGUUACCGGGGAGGUGGUUUUCAGCAGAGGUCUGACUGUAUAAAGAUUAGUUUUAGUGUGUGUAAAUUUACCUGUGUAUAGAGACCACCACUUCUGUCAACAAAGACCAUAUUUUUUUUUCGUUUUUACAAACAUGGUCUGUAAAACAAGUUUGAAUGUACAUAUGAAAGCACUCGCAUUACUUUUGACAUACGUAGAAAACCUAGGAAAGUGUUAAUCUUGCGUUAAAAAUUUGGUGUGAUAUAGCCAAAAUUUAGUGUGCUUAAUGUCAUACGAAGUACCAGCUUAUAUAAUAAUAUUUUUCAUCUUUAAUAUGCUCCUGACAUGAUUUUGAUUUGUUUGAAAAACUGCUACACUGUUAAUAUUCUUGGGGACUAAUUUUC